Messenger RNA from Lasiosphaeria miniovina, 784 nucleotides. RefSeq lists its product as uncharacterized. The record is from RefSeq and is a predicted model, not a curated record. NCBI's taxonomy places the organism in Eukaryota, Fungi, Ascomycota, Sordariomycetes, Sordariales, Lasiosphaeriaceae. The transcript has 2 exons. Bases 340 to 576 code for a protein of 78 amino acids.
CGGAGUCGACCACCUCGAAAUUCGUCUGUUCUCAUCAGCCCUUUUGAGAAAAUCUCCCAAAUAUUGAAGAUCCGGAUUAAUACAUAAUAGCAAAUGAGGUCUUUGGGCACUGGAAUUCGCCGACCUUCGGUAUAGCGCCAUUUGUGAGGCCGAUAGGCCUGCCUUCGACAAGCUCUCCAACUCUCAUCAUCGUGGAGGGGUAGCCGUUCGAGCACCACGUCAUGUCCCAAGGCCGAUUUCGUCAGGUCGGGAUGUUGAGUGUAGCUAGCUUAGGCUAUAUCUAAUCCACCAGCGCGUUCACGGUGUUGGAAGGCCACCGUUUACCGAUGUGGCUCGCUCAUGGCCUUCGUCGAGGACCACAUGUCAGCAUACUGGAACGGCCAGGGCAUUUUCUAUCCUUGGGAUAUGUUCACCUUCGAGGCUGAGAAGGAGCAAUCUGGGCUGGAGCCAGUGCAUUUCCCCGGUCAUUGUCGCAUCGAGCCCACUAGGAUGUAUCAUGCAACGAUCUCCCAUGGCGAAUGGCCGAGUUUGGCGUUGCCCACCGCAAUGAGUCCUCUGGCGCGCUCGCCGGGCUGACUGGAGUGCGACGUUUUGUUCAGCGUGAAACCAUCCAGCCAGGCUUCAGUCUCCGCACCGAUCCAAAAUACGUUACGUGGUGGAGGAUAGCACCCAGGCGGCAGGCGAUGGAAGCGGUGCCGACCUGCUAGCCGGUUAUGCUCGGACAGUCGUGAUCCACUGGACCGUCUUUGAGAGCUUCUAGGAAUUUCGACAAAGCACUUUAAUG